CAGAGGCCUUGAGCGACUGCGCAUGUGUGGGACAAUUAAGGGUUUGGAGGUGGGCGGUGCAAGAUGGCGGGCCCGGGGCUGGUCGCUGGCGAAGUAGCUGUAGAUGCUCUUCCGUAUUUCGAUCAAGGCUAUGAGGCGCCGGGCGUGCGGGAGGCGGCCGCAGCGCUGGUGGAGGAGGAGACGCGGCGUUAUCGGCCCACCAAGAACUACUUGAGUUACCUGCCCGCGCCAGACUACAGCGCCUUCGAGACUGAAAUAAUGCGAAAUGAGUUUGAACGUCUAGCAGCCCGGCAGCCCUUAGAACUGCUAAGCAUGAAAAGGUAUGAACUGCCUGCUCCCUCUUCUGGGCAGAAGAAUGAUAUCACAGCAUGGCAGGAAUGUGUUAAUAACUCAAUGGCUCAGCUGGAGCAUCAGGCAGUUCGAAUUGAGAACUUGGAGUUAAUGUCUCAGUAUGGCUGCAAUGCAUGGAAAGUAUAUAAUGAACAUUUAGUUCACAUGAUUGAACAGGCACAAAAGGAGCUGCAGAGUUUGAGAAAACAUAUUCAGGAUCUGAACUGGCAGCGGAAGAAUAUGCAACUCACCGCUGGUGCUAAACUUAGGGAGAUGGAAUCUACGUGGGUGUCUCUGGUCAGUAAAAAUUAUGAGAUUGAACGGACCAUUGUGCAACUGGAAAAUGAAAUCUCUCAAAUUAAGCAACAACAUGGAGAAGCAAACAAAGAAAAUAUUCAGCAAGACUUCUGAGACUUUUCUUGGUCUUCUGUUACCAGCAUGGAAAAACUGAAGUAAACACAUGGCCUAGAUACUAAUUUCUGUGUUUGUAGUGAUAGGUAAAUCCUCUGUGUUAGAUGUUCCCUGAGCUUUACAAAAACUGACUACAGGAAGCAGAAUUAUUCCCUGGAAGAGUUUAACCUGGACUCGUAUCCUACAUUUUCUGGCAUGAACAUGUUGUAUUUUUGCAACAGCCUUAUUUAAUUGUUGGAUUUUUUGAAAAAAACAAAAAACCCUGAAAAUAAACAUUUUUCAACUUCA
Molecule: messenger RNA, 1029 nt
Organism: Heteronotia binoei (common prickly gecko)
Lineage: Eukaryota; Metazoa; Chordata; Lepidosauria; Squamata; Gekkonidae
Gene: BCAS2
Product: BCAS2 pre-mRNA processing factor
Exons: 7
Coding region: 64-741 (225 amino acids)
Biological process (GO): mRNA processing
Cellular component (GO): Prp19 complex; precatalytic spliceosome; catalytic step 2 spliceosome
Source: RefSeq, a predicted model, not a curated record